AUGAGUUCAACAGAAGAAAUAGAAUCUUAUAAAUUUCAAUUAGAACAGGUUGAACUUGCACUUGCUUCUGAUCCAAACAAUGAAGAAUUACAAAAGCUUCAACAUGACUUGAAAGAACUUAUAAGUCUAUUUGAAGCACAGUUACAAAAGACGCCUGAACAUCCAAAACAAAAGACACCUACAACACCUACAACACCCCCUACAACAGCAUUAAAGACCCAUGAGUUCUCGAUUGGACAAGAAGUGAUGGCUCGAUGGGCAGGUGAUGGACAAUUUUAUAAAGCGACUAUUACUGCUAUUGGAGGUGCUGAUCAAGUGUUUUCGGUUAGAUUUAAAGGAUAUAAAGAAACAGAAUUUGUUAAAUCAGAGGAUAUUAAACCUAUAAUAACUAAAAAACGAGUGGGUAUCUUUGAAGACAUAAAGGAAGAUAAAAAGAAAAAAGUACAGGAACCAAAGCCAAAGGUCAGUAAAAAGAAAGAAGCAUCCGAAAUUGAAAGUAAAAAGAAUGCUUGGUUGAGCUUUGCGACUGUGGGUAGUAAAAAGAAACAUUCAGCAAUCAAUAAGAAGAGUAUAUUUAAAUCGCCUGAUACACCUGAUGGAAAAGUCGGUGUAGUCAAUAGUGGUAAAGGUAUGACCAGUUAUCAACAAAGAGGAAAACACGUCUAUGCAGUUGCUGAUGAAAAGUAA
Rhizopus microsporus ATCC 52813 is the source of this 687-nucleotide messenger RNA. RefSeq lists its product as uncharacterized. The coding region runs from base 1 to 687 and encodes 228 amino acids. NCBI's taxonomy places the organism in Eukaryota, Fungi, Mucoromycota, Mucoromycetes, Mucorales, Rhizopodaceae. The record is from RefSeq and is a predicted model, not a curated record. Gene Ontology annotation, biological process: negative regulation of DNA-templated transcription. The transcript is spliced from 2 exons. Gene Ontology annotation, molecular function: DNA-binding transcription factor activity.